GGGAAAAGGUGAAGACGCGGGUACCGUGCGACAAUGGGGCGAGGCUCAGUGAGACUGCGGGUGAUGCUUCUCAAGUUGACGCUUCUCGGGCUGUGGCCAUCUCCCGCGUUGCACAAGGGAUGGGCAGCAGCAGCCGUCCGUCAACCAUCGCCGCACUCUGCUUAUCUCCCCUCAUCGCCUCGCCCACGACCGUCCUUGAUCUCUCGCGUCCAGCAGCACGGCCUCCGAAGACGGCCACCAUCCCGCCUUGCCAUGAUGAGCAAGAACGACAUCACCGACAGGUUCAUGUGGCAGGGAGAGAACAUCCAGUUCGGCGUCGUGCGCACACUCGAGAUCCCGGUCCCACUUGCCCUCCCUCCCACCUUCCCCGACUCAGCAGACGUGCAGGCCCUGGUCAGCCGGUACUUCGAUGACCCAGGCCGCUUCCUCCGCGUGUUGUGGAACAAACGCUACUUGGAACACUUGGGUGGCGAACGGUGGCUCGUCGGCUUACCCAGGUGGGUGGGUGAGGUGACGACACACACGGCCGUACGGGGCCAGCCCGCCCACCCACCCGCAAGUCACUCUCUCUCUCUUUCUCUCUGUGUGCAGGCUGAAGUUCCUGAACGUGGCAUUACCGUCCCCCGACAUAGAGGUGUCUGUGUGGAAGGAGGGCGACUUUCUGCGUGUGACGAGUCACGGUGUGUCGUUCUCGAGGGAGGGUGGGGCGGCCAGCGGGCGGAUGGAAAGCUUCAAUGUGGAGGUUGAUGGCUAUUUGGAUGCGGACGUGCAGUCCCCUGAAAUGGCGGUCUUCAACGCUCAGAUCGGUGAGGCAGCGCAGUGAGGGAGGAGCACACCACACCCAUCGUCUGUCUGUCACUUGUGCUUGUUGGUUGGUGCAUUGGUGCCAACAGGGUUCACGUGUUCCUCUCGGCUGCCGUCCUUCCUGCGCUUCACGCCUGAGGACAUUAUGCGGACGGGCGCCUCGGCCGUCAACCGGCAGAUUCUCAACUUUGCCACACGGAAGCUUGAGAAAUCGCUGCAGAAGGACUUCCUCAUGUGGCUCGAUCAAGAGACGCAAGAGCCGCAGGAGGCCGUUGCUGAUGGCGACGUGACCCAUGGGGAGGAGAAACAGGCAGCCCCAUCUCUACCUCUCGCCCCUGCGUCUCUUGCUUCCACCACGUACGACGACCUGCCGCCUCGGCGUGCAGAUGAUGUUCUUGUGGCUGAGGAGGGCGUGGCAAUCCCAACUUUUGACAGAGAUGGAAGCAGCGACGCUGUUCCCGUCAUGCCGAUGUCAGACACUGUUCUUGCGUAUGAGAGGCCACUGAGCGGCGAGCAGUGGGCCGACCUCAGUGUGCCCAUUUCCUCCAGUGUGCGGCGCGUUCGGUCGAGAAGCCGGGUCAACAUUGCCAACAGGGUGAGUGAGCUUGAGUCCCACCAAGACGCAUUCACGCGCUCACACGUCUAUCUAUCGGAGCACUUCGGCUGUUUGGUUUGGUUGUUGUUUCUUUCAGGCGUUCCAAUGGUCAGAUUCAUCGCCACGGUCGGAUGCUGCGCGACGACCUGACACCUUGCUGGGCGGCGACUACGGAGAUGAUGACAGUGACGCCGAUGGCAUUAGUGUGGUGGAUGUGACCAUUGAGGAGGAGGAGACCCUCGCCGUCUACCUCAGGCGAUGACCGAUGAUGUGCGGGGCGUGUAUGCGGCUGCUCGUGUAAAUGGGGUGGCUGCAUAGUCAGCGAGAUACAAGGUCUUCCCUUCUGCAUGAGCUGGUCUUCCACACACACCGUCCAUCCAUCCAUCCAUCCCGCCUGCCUAGUCAUUGCGCACAUGUGUGGAUACCAUGAGUAUGUAUGUGUUUUCUGUGGUAUAUUGGUCAGGUGCCGCCAUUUUUCCACGGCACGGCACCAGUCAGUGGCUGGCUGGACAACAGACAGACUAAAGAUGAAGAGAGAGUAGCGACGGACGGAGAGGCGUGUCGUUUGACACGAUUGACACCGUAGAUAGGGGAAUGUAGAUGGAUGGAUGGAUGCUGCUAGCAUCCGUCCGUCUUGUGUGUACAGAUUUUUGUCACCCUCAUUGAAUGGAAUGGACGGCUGGCCUGUACAGGUUUUGCUAGCGGGACACUGACAACUAACUGGACGGGCAAUGAUCAUGGGGGCGGGGCGGGAAGACGAUGUGUAUGUGUAAGUGUCCUGCCAAGGAUCGAAUUGUUCACACGUCAUUCACCAUCAGCUGGUGGAUGUGCAGCCAGCCAGACAGACGUUUUUGUGUGUAGUCUCGUGUGCUGUUAGUGCGUGGUGUCUCAGCGAUUUCAGCGAUUUCGCUGCGUGUGCAGGAUUGCGUGGGAUAGAUGGAUGACUGGGUGGACACGACACCAUCAUGUGCUGCGUGUAUGCCCAAAGGGCAAGACAGCUCCUCAUAAAGUCAACAGACAGACACUGACAUGAAUGAAUG
Messenger RNA from Vitrella brassicaformis, 2439 nucleotides. The record is from the annotation of a GenBank genome assembly. Lineage: Eukaryota; Vitrellaceae.